Branchiostoma belcheri (Belcher's lancelet) is the source of this 1262-nucleotide messenger RNA. RefSeq lists its product as uncharacterized. The coding region runs from base 215 to 877 and encodes 220 amino acids. The record is from RefSeq and is a predicted model, not a curated record. Lineage: Eukaryota; Metazoa; Chordata; Leptocardii; Amphioxiformes; Branchiostomatidae. The transcript is spliced from 4 exons.
UGUAAACGUACUCAGAUGCAGAGGCGGCAAUUGAAAAUUCUCUUAUUAUUGUGUAACAUAUCAGUGGGACAUAAAAGGCGUGUGCACGCCUUAGGCACGUGAUUUCAGGGGAUUCCCAUUCGCCUUCUGGGUUUUCCCGUAACACAUUACCAAGAAGACGCAAGUGUCGCAGCUCAGUAAAACAUACCCAGUCCAACACACACAAAAUUUCAAGAUGACUCACCGCAUAAAAAUAUGGUCUAACCUCCUCCUGGUCAUUUUGCUGAUAGCGUCGUCAGGGCGACCUAUCUCUGGCCAGGAUGGCGGACAGUGCGGUGUGGACCGCUACUAUGACCGGUUCACCCGAAAUUGCGAGCCCUGCAGGCUGCUCUGCGAACAGGCCAGGGGCACGAUGGACGAAUGUCGGGAAAAGUGUCCAGACUAUUUGGCAAAACAGCAGACGACCCGGGCUGAACAGACGACCACCCCGGCACCCCGUCAUGGGGAACACCACCGUGGUGAAGACGCCGACGCUGGCAAAAUCACACUGUCUCACCACGAGGUGAUGCUGGGAUUCCUCAUCAUGGCGGCUGUGCCUCUGGUUCUGGUGGCCGCCAUUGUUGUGCUGGCGCGCGGGCUUUGUCGUCUGAACGGGCGGCCACAGACCAGGGGCGGGGACACCGAGAAGGCGAUGAUCUCUCUCACCUCGUCUCUGCAAGACGGCAGACUGAAGCGGGAUACUCCUGACGGAGAUGACGACAACCGUACGGCUCCCGGCACCCCCGUGCAGACCCUGGCCCGUCACCACUCCCGUGAUGCCUUGUGUGCGGACACCGCUCUCCGCCACCAACAGGCACACGACGAGGGACGCGCAAGUCCCGGGGAACAGUCCGUCUAAAACAGCGGAUUUCUUAUGAUGACCAUCUUGGUCUUGAAACGUAGUCUAAUUUAAGGCUACAUACAUACUGAAAAGAUAUUCACAGAGCUGGCAUUACUUACAAGCAUCUAUAUGAUAUUUUGUGUGAGUGGUAGUGUGGUAUUGUUCCUAAAGCAAAUACAUUCAACAUAUAACGUUACAUGUAUUUCCCAAUUAUCCUGAGCAUGUAGCGUUAACGUCGUAAUUAUUAAUUGCAUGGCUAAUACAGUGUAACAUAAUAAAGUACAGUGACUCGGCCUUGUAAUAGGGAGCUACAUGUACUAGCGUUUGGUAGAAGAAAGACUGUAAUAUGUUACGUGGUUUUCUCUCCUGUGUGUUUUGCGAUACCGGGGACUAUACUUUCCGU